Molecule: messenger RNA, 7227 nt
Organism: Styela clava
Lineage: Eukaryota; Metazoa; Chordata; Ascidiacea; Stolidobranchia; Styelidae
Source: RefSeq, a predicted model, not a curated record
CCUAAAUAAGCAACUAUGUCAGAACUUUUUGUCUCAUUUUUGGUGCCUGAUGAGAGAUGCUCAUGUGCAUUGAGGAAAUUAAUUGAACUCAAAAACAGUGAAAACAUUCUGGAAAGACCAGAUCCAGAUCCGGACUAUUCAAAACGAAGGAAACCAGGAAUUCAGAAUAGAUUGUGUACUGGGAUAAGGGUUGUCGUUAGAACAACCUUUCGUCAUGAUUUUUCUGUUCGAUACAAUUCCGUUGCCGACCCUAUUCACUAUUACCAGAAGGGAAACUCAAACUUCAAUAAUUCGAAUUGCUUCAUUCUGUCUAGAAAGGGAAGUGAAAAAGAAAAGAAAGAAUCAAAAUUGAAUGAAUCUGAUAUGGAGGAAAGAAAAGGAAGAGGAGACAAGGAAAAUUCAACUCACAAUACAGAAACACGACCAAGGACUUGGAACGUGGACUACAUGGAACGUAGUGCAAGAAAAUAUCAAGGUUCCUGUCCAGAAAGAAUGGAGACAGAUCAUCAGAAACCAUCUCGCGAUGUGGAGAAGACAUACCAUAGCAGAGACAAGAGGAAAGAAAACAAAAAUUUGAGAUCUGUUUUGGUGAAUAGGAGUUUUGCGCCUUCGCAGUUGAAUGGGAACGGUUCGUAUCAAGUUAAUAUCAAGUUACUUGUGAAUGAAAAUUGCUUUUCUUCAUCAAAGAAGGAUGUAGCAGAAAAAUAUGGAAGUGAAAUAAAACCAAAAUUUAGGAAAAUUGAUAGUUAUCAAUUCAAAAUUAAAAGCCAUGAGGAAACAGAUGACUGGAAAUGUAUGGAAAAUCAUGAAAAUGACAAAAGAAGCAAUUCAAAAAAUAAAAAGAUUUUUGUUGACGAAAAAUUUGUAACAAAAUUUACAAGGAACAACAUUUCCAGUGAAGAAUCACAUUUUAGCUUUCAAGUAUAUUGUUUAAAUAUCAAUUCUGUGGUUUCAAUGAGUCAAGAUAGUAUGGAAGACUGUCAAGAGAGGAAUAUAAGUAAAUGGGGAUUGAAUAAAAGUCUUGCCGGUUUAGAAAUUCAAGACUUUGAAAAUUGUGUGAUGACCGAAGAGACUAAGUAUGAAAAUUACCAGGUUCAGUUUGAUGACUCUGAUAUUCGUAGUGUUUGUGAAUUCAAAAAAAUUACAGGAGAAUUUGAGGGAAAAUUGGAAGAAGUGUGUAAUCAAGAAAUGUUCACAAAUGAUGGAGAAAAAUUUUGUGGAAAUUCGAAAUAUCCUUCAGAGAUUUGGCAAAACCGAUAUCACCAAGCCUUGUCGAGUACAAACACAGUAGAACACCUUAAUGAAGAGAGAUCUGUAAAGCAAAUGAGAAAUUCUGCUAAGCCAGUAAUUGUUUAUCGAUACCAAGUAAAAAACCAUGAGGAUGCAAGAAACUACGAGAAUUCAACUAUUACAGUGGUCGGGAAGAAAUUCAGCUAUCAAGUAGCUGGUGUUAUUGAAAAAAAAAGAGGGGGGUACAAGCCCGAGAAUAUGGAGAUGCAGAAAAAGGUUAUCAGAUUGAAUUCAGGGGUGGAUUCAAGGAUUUUUCACAAUGAAGCACAAUUUCAACCUAUGUCAUUGGGUAGUAUAACACAAAGAUGUUUUAAGAACAUGAUAGAAAGAAUACUGAAGAAUUUAGAAGAAGGUUUUUCUGUGAAAUUGCCAAGAUUCAAACCAUUUACGCUUCUUCAAAACAUGACGAGGAAUUCAAUGCAUGAAGACAUGUAUCUCGAUGUGGUAAAAUAUCUUGAAAUAUAUCAAAAGAAAUGUGAGCAAUUAAUGUUGCACAGUGCUAUAGCAGAGAAAUGUAAUUUGCCAGAAGUUACAGAAGCACUUGGAAAAUUGAUUUCUAUGUUUUAUGAAAGGUCAAACUACAAUCCAUUUUCAAAUUUUAAUGAAGAAAGAAAUCAAAGUUUUUCAGAAAAGUUGGUGUUUACCGAGGAUUAUUCAAGAAGUAUUGUUUCAGAUGGUAGUUAUGGCAGUGUUGCAGUUCAACAAAAGCCUAAAGGAGUUUUUGUUGCUUUUUCCUAUUUCACUGAAAUCACAGGUUGUGUCAUUCAGCCAUGCUUACCAAGUUGUUUGUUCACCUGUGAAAGUGUCAUGUUAACGAGCCCACAUCCUAAAAUUCUCUGGAAAUCACACGAAACAACUGAAGUCCGAAGUUUCUGUUUAAUGAAGUCAAGUCUUGCAUUGAAUGAUCUAUUUAAAUUUUGGCAAAGUGUGGAUUUCCUUUCAUCUCAAUCCCCUCAUCGUGGAGUAUGCUGGAAAUUUGUUAAAACUACUCAAGAUAAGAUUCUGGGUCUGUAUUCAACAAAUCUAAAAGCUACACAUAAUGAACUUCUUCGAAGUGUAAGUUUUCUCACAUCUCGACCGCCUCAUCGUAGAGUAAGCUGGGAAUUUGGUAAAACUACCCAGAAUGAGAGUCUGAUUCUUUAUUCUGAGAAGCCAAAUGUUAUAUAUUUGAAAAAGUUUUUUGAGAAUCCAUGGGAGUCUCUAUUCUAUUCUUAUGAAUUCACCACAGAAAAUAAAAUUGAUUUUCAAUUGAUACAAAAAAUUCUCGAUAAAUCCAAUAUCCAGUGCUGUUGGUUUAACAAUGAGAACAUUCUGGAAGACGCUGAAACUUUGUAUGGCUGGGGAGAUAAAAGAUGUGUACAUGAAUAUACUAUUGAUGAAAUCCCUGCUGGGAUAUAUUUAAAAACGGAAGCACAAUUACAAUUGGAAACUGCACAACCGAAAGCUAUUGAAAAUGCUGAAUCCAAUGUGGAUUUUGAUUCUUACUCGAUACUAAAAUAUUGGGAAGAUGCCUUAAAAGUGAGGAAAGAUGCCACAACGUCUUUGGGAGAGGCCUUGAAAGUGAUAGAAGAUGCCUCGAAGUCUUUGGAAGAUAUCUGGAAAAUGAGAGAAGAUGCCGUAAAAUCUUUGGAGUAUUCCCUGAACUCGGUUUUGCUAUUUCAACAAGAAUUAAUCAAUGAUGUUUAUAACAACUAUUGGAUUAAAAGUGCACAUGCGAAAACUCAGAGAAUACUGGAUUAUGAAUUCAUAUUUCAUGUGAACCACUUCACUAAUUUUUUUUACAAUUUCUUUCUGCUGUUCUCCAAUCAAACGAAGUAUGUCAAAUAUUACAAUCUGGUAGUUUCUUCUACGGAACAGGCUUUUCAGUUCGAUCAUACAGAGAUUUGCAGAAGAAAUUCAUCAGGAAUUGAAAACAGUCUAUUCAGACUCAAUUGUAAGCUGUGUGAGAAGAAAUAUGUCGAAAAAAAUCAAGGGAAGAGUGUCAAAUUUGUCACUUUGUUUACAAAUGUGAGAAGCUCUCACUACCAGACAACAAUCUUAUUGGAUUCAUUUCUUCAGGAGUUGCGCAAUGCGUAUUUGAAGCCUGACUGUCAAGCUUUUAUUAUAUUAGAUGGAUUGGAUCAAGCAGAACCACUAUUCACACAUCUUCAUAAUCAAGUCCCGGACCUUACUUGGAAAAAACAGCAGCGUCGUACACUAAUAGUCUCAAGAAAACAGCAGGUUAAUCGUCAAUCGAGCACAGGCAUUAAAAUCUGCUCCGAAAGUUUGAAAUACAAUCAAGGCCUGGAAACAAACAACAACGAACAUCAAAUAUUAAAGGAUGAAGAAAAAACAGAAAAUAUCUCCGAAAGUGAUACAAAAAAGAUUGGACAAGCACAAACAUCACCGGAAAUCGGCAAGUUAGAGAGUCCAGUACUCGAACCAACAUUAGAAGGGAGUAAAACUGUCAUACAAGAGGUUUUUGUCCGCAACAAGACUAUUGGAGAAGAGACCGAUUCUAAAGUUUGUUCAUUUGACCAGUCUGCUUUGCCUCAGUCAGAUUUUGUUCGUGACGAUUUCAUCACGGAUAAAAACAAUCCUUGUAGCAGUUGUGAAUGUGAAACUGAACACAAGCCUAGGAGCAUUCACGGAAAACCUUUGUCAGAUUCUCAUUGGCAACAUGAAGACUAUCAACUAUCGGAUAAUGAAAAAAGUUGUAUUGCUGAACACAAUCCUGGGAGCAUUCACGGAAAACCUGCGUCAGAUUCUCAAUUGCAACAUGAAGACUAUCCACUGCCAGAUACUGAAAAAAGCAGAUCAACUGAUUUGAAAAAAGAGAGUGAUGACAGUAAAAAGUAUGAAUUUAAAGCCCAAUUUGAUUCUCAGGAAUUUUCAUUCAAAGAGGCACUUGAUAAGACUUUGAUGUUCGAGGACUUCAAUGAUGGACUCAAGAAAUCGCAGGACUAUUCACUUCUCAUUGAAAAUAUAGCUCUGGAAACCACAAAAGAAACGAUUCAAGAUGAACCAGAGAUUUUAAACUAUCUCCCUCCUGCAGGCAAUUUUCAAACACAUGAAUCUCGUCUGCGUUCCUUUCAAUUCAAUAAAGACUUUUACUUCAAUUCUGAACAUUUCGCAAGAGCUGGAUUUUAUGCGAUCCAAAGUCAACAUGUCAAUUGUUACAGUUGCGGAAUAACUCUGCAAAUAACUGAACAACUAGCUAGAAGUGUGUUUGAAAGAAAAUGGCAUCAAUCGGAUUGUCAACAUAUACGAAAAAUUUGCCACACUAUUCAACCAGCAAAUCAAAAGAAGCAACUUGUUGCUGUAGAAGCUGACGGAACUAUAUCAGAUGAUGUUCGAGACCCACCUGGGCAACAAAGUAUCUACAUACCACCUGGUGAUGUCAGAAGAGAAGCCUACAGACUGUCAACCUAUGAGCAUUAUCCAGUUUCAUCCCCCAUCAGUAGAAAAAGUUUGGCAAAAGCAGGGUUUUAUUAUACAGGAUUCUUCGAUCGGGUGAAAUGUUUUUCUUGCGCGAGAACAGUAGAACGAUGGAAUGAUAUAGACAGUCCUACUGAUAUAAGAUGGCACAAGUCAGAUUGUCUGUUUGCAAGAAACCAUGACAGUGGCAACAUACCAAUAAGAAGUUUAUUUGAAAGAAGUAGCAAUCAAGCUGGCCCAUCCAGAAAUCAGGAGGAAGUGCUACAGCAAAGAGACGCCACUGGAGAAGUAGUACGAACCGUAAGAUAUCCCGCAGAUUUACCAGAGAGAGUUAGACAGACUGGGGGCACGUUUGAAAUUGGACCUAAUAAUACAAUAAGAAUACAAACCGGUCCAGGACAAAAUACUGGAAAUGUUGGCGGACUUGGGUCCCAACCACCCCAACCAAGAAGAUGGAGAAUGGCGAAUGUUAUUUCAUCCGAUCACAGAAGAUUUUUAACUAACUUGCAUUUGAACAGAGAACUUGACAGACUUGCUUCAUUUGCUCGAUGGCCGGUUGGUCGUCCGAGUGUGUCACCAGCAGCUUUAGCGAGAACAGGAUUUUUCUAUCUUGGUGACAUGGACAGAACUCAAUGCUUUUCUUGUGGUGGAGUUUUGAGGAAUUGGACUCUCGAAGAUGAUGCGAUGGCAGAACAUCGUUCACAUUUCCCCAAUUGUAAAAUGAUACUCGGAACCGAGCAACGUAAUUACAAAGUCAAUGAGUUUCCCGACCCACCUGCAGAUCGUGCGAGAGAUUAUCCAUGCAGAUUUCCAUCCAAUCCACAUAUGAGAAAUGAGGUUGCAAGACAAGAUACUUUUGAUCGUCGAUGGCCGGUGGGAAGAACAGCUGCAACUCCUGCAGAAAUAUCACAAGCUGGAUUCUUCUUUCUAGGAGAACGUGACCGCGUUAAAUGUUGGUAUUGUAACGGCGGUCUCCAGAAUUGGGAAUACGACGACAUGCCAUGGAUCGAACAUGCAAAAUGGUUUCCAACCUGUCAGUUUUUAUUGCAAGUAAAAGGACAACAUUUCGUGUAUCGGCAUUUAACAAUGAACCCCCAUCUUGCACGACCGAUCAUCGCAAAACAAGAUGGAGCAACUGUUGAUCCCACUGGAGGCACUGCUGGAGGUGCAGGAGGAUCGAGUCAAGGAAAUGUUGAUAUUCCACCUGGUGGUCCGGUAGACAGACAACCUGAACCAACACCAGAGAUCAUUGAUCCACAGGUUGAGAUGAGAAAACGUAAAGAAAGAGUGAAAACUACAAUGGAGAAAUCAGAUCUUGUGAAAAGUAUCUUACUGAUGGGAUUUGAUGAAAAAAUUGUUGCAGCUCUCCUUGAAGAUAAAAUCGAGAGUGGAAACGUUGAAAAUCCUGAUGAUAUUUAUGAUUCUAUGUCAAGCUUACUUGAUGAUGUCAUGAAGAAAGAAAAUGAACUCAAAGAAGAAGAGAGCCAAAUGCAGGCUGCUGUUCAGAUACCUGCAGUGAUGAACGUUGGUGGGGCUACUUCUAUGGCUUUUCAAUCUUAUAACUCAGCCUACAGCUCAAUGUCAACUCCAAUGUCAUCAUUGGGGCCUUCCCCAGGAUCAGGAAAAUAUCAAGUUUCAUUGAUCGAUGACAAUGAAGAACCGAUGGAUGAAGACAUGUAUGGAAGUGUUGAAGCUGGCCCUUCCACCACUGAAGUUACUCCAGCAAAACAACUUCUCAAUGCAGAAGAAAAUUCUGAGUCACUCCAGCAACAACUGGAGAAAAUAGAAGAAGAGAGAAUGUGUAAAAUCUGUUUCAGUAAUCCUGCUGAUAUGGUUUUUAUUCCUUGUUCUCAUAUGAUUUGUUGCAUGGAGUGUACACAGGCAAUCAGACAUUGUCCCGUUUGCAGAAAAAAGAUCGAAAAAGCGAUCAAGACAUACGCGAAUUGAUAAAAUAUAUAAGUUUUGACGCAGCAAUGGACAUCUUUUUCUAGUGAGCUACCGUAGUUAACUCUUCAUCAAGCAGCCGUACAUCAAGUAACUGUGAAUCUAUACAUAUGAGUGAUUAUGGGUGGAGCUAAUAGCUGUGUGGUGGAAUCACUCCCCCCAGUCCAUACUGGAAUAAUUUGUGUGUUUUGUAUAUAUUUUAACGUUGCCUAUUCUAUGAUUGAUGAUGCGUAUGUGAUCAAAUGCAUUAUUGGAUUCUCUUGUAAUAGUCAAAUUGCAAAUUGUUUUUGUUAUCAUUUGUUUGUUUUCAAUUUUCAAUAUUGUAUUGAAUUUCACUUCACAAAUUUCUGCCAUUGUAUAAAAAAUAAUUUCACCAAGCAUUGCUUGCAAUUUGUUUUGCAUUUCUUGGUAGCCCAGGGUUAAGAAUUAUUGUGCAGAGAUUUUUGCUUUCAAUGUAAAUUUCAUUCAGUUGCAUGGUGUCUUUUAAGAGCGUGGUGUAAAUAGUGGGAGGUGAAAAUGGUUUCUUUUAGUUUAAAUGGUUUUGGGAUUAGUUAUUCGAUAUUUAUUUUCAAACGA